Messenger RNA from Condylostylus longicornis, 3798 nucleotides. RefSeq names its product wolframin (gene wfs1). The transcript has 5 exons. Gene Ontology annotation, biological process: endoplasmic reticulum unfolded protein response; calcium ion homeostasis. The record is from RefSeq and is a predicted model, not a curated record. Gene Ontology annotation, cellular component: endoplasmic reticulum membrane. The coding region runs from base 163 to 2823 and encodes 886 amino acids. Lineage: Eukaryota; Metazoa; Arthropoda; Insecta; Diptera; Dolichopodidae.
AACAAAACGAUGACUCCAAUUUGCGUUGAGUCGAUAUCUAAAUUAGAAGAAUUUAAGUUGUCUUUCAAAAUUGAAGUAUGAUUUGUUUGCUUCAGGACUUUGUUUUGGUCAACGGGAACCAAAAUCGAAUUUUUUGGUAACUUUUUUUGUUGUAUUCGUAUUAUGGCUAGUUGGACAAAAAAGACUCCAACGGGUCAAACUCCAAGGAGAAGAUGGAAUAUUGAAGAUCGUGCUUCGCUUAAUAAUUUGAAAUACCACUUUGCAUCGGAUGGCUGCUCUGAUGUACAAUAUGAUUUGGCAAGACAACUUUUAGAAAACAGUUCCGUUUCAGAUUUAAAUGAAACAACGGAAUCUCAUAUUCAGGGGGUACAUUGGUUAUUAUGUGCCGCUCAACAAGGUCAUGAAGGAGCUUUAGAAUUAUUAAAAGACUGUUUCAAAAAUCGUAGAGGAAUUACUGAUAGUAAUGAAAGUGAUGUAAAAUCUUGUUUAUAUAUGACACCCGGCGAACGAGCGGCUAGAAAAGCAGCUCGUGAUUUAUUUGCUUGUUUGUCUAAUGGAAAUGAACAUAUUACCCCAGGUCAGCUAGAAAGAAAAAUGCGAGAAAUCUAUAACCUUCAGAAAAAACGUCGUCGCUCGAAACUCAAUGAGCGUCCGCUAGAUUCAGUAGAGGACGAAACUCAAGACGAACUAGAAUUCAAAGGAAAUGCAGAGAGGAAUAUACACUUAAAUGGUGAUAUAUUUCCUUCACUCAACCACUGCAGAGUAGAAUUAAACAUAUCUCAAGAAAAUUUAAUAACUGAAGCUAAUUUGGUAGCUGCUGCUGUAAAUUAUUCAAGAGGGUAUCUGCCAAGAGUAAAUGGAUUAUAUACUCUUUCAAUUCCACAUCCAAAUUGUUUAGAUCAUAUUCCAUGUUUUCAUAGAAUGAUUUUCCAUCCUGUUAUAUUUGUUACAUUGCUAUAUCACCAUUUUAUAAAAACUAUAACAUCAUUUCCUAACAAUAUAUCGUCAGGCAUGCAAAUAUUGUCCAUUUUAUUUGUAUAUGCAAUAAUUUCAACCGACAAUUUAAUGGUCUAUAUUCCCAUGCAAGUUUAUUAUAUCAGCUUAAUAAUAAUGGUAUGGUCAACCUUUAAAAUGCUGAAAGUGAAGCAUGAUUUUAUUGAUUUCAGAAUUUGGUCCGGACUGUUUUUGAGUUAUGGUGAUAACAACGUUGAUGCGGGGGGAUCUGAGAAUCAGUUUUUAAAAAACAAUCUUAAGCCAUAUGCAAUUUUUUUUUGUGCUUUUAUAAUUAACUUAAUAACGUUUCCCGUAGUUAGCAAUGAAUGGGUUCCAUACUCGGAAAUAACAUUAGUUGCUUUUAUUUUAAUUUUUGUUACCAUGACAGCAUUUAUGUACACCGCACCGAAAGGCUUUCCAGAUUGGUUGAUUAUGUUUUCUUUUGGAAUAAAUGUGCUAGCUAAAUAUCCAUAUGAAAUGGAUUCAGUAGUAACUAUAGGUUGGAGGUUUUUGGAUUUAAAAGUUCCAACUUUUUAUUCAUUUGUUAUCGGAAAUGGAAUUGAAUUUUGCUUGAAUUGCCGAGUUUUAUUAUAUUUAUUUAUCCCAUUUUGCUUGAUUAAUUUGGCAAAGCGAUUAGAUUGGCAAGGCAUAUACACUUUCCUCAUUCCACACUGUGUAACUUUGGCUUGGUUGCAAAUUUGUAUAAUGAGCUCCCAAUCAGCAACAAUGUUUGGAUUAAUGAGAGCAACUCUAGGUUUAGCUGGAAUUAUGCUGUUCUUACCGCUUUUCGGUAUCAUAACUUUGAUGAUUCCCAUUUUUGUUAUGAUUGAUUGGUUGGGUUUAACUGAUCCCAAAGUAAGGAUGGCAUCAUCAGUAACUGCGGUUUUGAUGGCUACAUUGAUAUCGUGUGCAAUGGCCAUAAAUCAUCGUACACAAAAGUAUAUUACUAUAUUGCAGAUCACUUUGUUUGUUGGAGCUAGUGUGUUGUUAACGUUACCUUAUAUGACAGCAAAUUUUUCAACUACUCAUAUAUCGGAAAAUUCAGCCUUUAAUGAAUUGUACGUUAAAAAUCAUCGUUCAAAUGGGCUCGCAAUGAAUUCAGGUUAUUCAGGUUUUGACGAAGAGUUAAAGUCUCUGACUUGGGAACAUUUUUAUAAUUAUUGCGCUCAACCGGCUUGGGAGCACUCAAAUAAAAUUAAAACACAGCUGCGCUGUUCUCAACUCGAGGGUAUACAUGUUAAGUGGGAGGGUAUUGUAUCCGAUAUUGAAAUAGUUAGAAUAUCAAACUUUAGAGCAGAGUUUAUCAAAAAGUAUAUGCCAAAUUGGAUACGUAAUUUUUUGUUUUGCGCAUAUGGAGAAAAAAACAAAUAUCAUUGUGCCGAAAAUGAAGAUUGUGAAGAGUUACGACAGCUUCUAUCAAAUCAAAAAUUUUGUAAUAUGAACAACUGGAACAUGUAUGAGUACGAGAUUGAAUUAAAAAUGCAGUCAGGUCUCUUAAGUCGGCCAACCACUUUGUAUUUAAAAGUAAAGCAUCAUUUUGGAAAUUUUACGAAUGAGUUACGAAUUUCAGAUAGAAUAUGGUUUUCUGGAAAAUUAUUAAAUAUUCGCAAUGGGAAAUUAAUGGACUAUCCUCAAGAUAUGAUAUUAGGCUCCGGAAAGCCUGUUGUUGAAAUUGACGGGCUAGGAUGCGUUUACUGUCAUAAUAAAGAUCUUACAUCUAUUGAGCUGAGGGCAAAAAAUGAAGUUUUUGAUGCAAGAAUGCGAGAUCUUACGCGCGGUGUUAAAUAUUUGUUGAAUGCGAUAUUUAACCCUCUCAUUAUUUUCAAAUAAAUUAAUUAUAAAGUAAACAGCCAAAUUUAAAUGUUUGCUGAAAACGUUUAUAAUAGUUCUUUUAAAAGAAAUUAAUUUUGCUAAUAUGUCCUUUUUUGUAAAAAAAUUGAAGCUAUGUAUAUGUAUAUUUUUUACUUGUAUCUGCAACGUAAAUAAUAUGAAAGAAGAAUAUUGCUUUAUAGUUAAUUUGUAAAAAUUAAGUGCAUACUUAUGUAAAUUUAAAUGGUCGAAUUUGAUCAGAAAUUUAAAAGCAGUUAAAUACAUUGGGUAUUCAGUAUAUCAAACUAAAAAGUAUUAAAUAGUGUUUUAUUUAGAUGCAUACAUAUGUAUGUGCGUGUAAAAAAAGUCAAAUAUUACAAUAUGAUUUAUCGUCAAUAUAUUAAUGCCUAAUUCUUAAUAUUUACCAGUAGUUUUGAAGAAGUUUAUGUUGCAUAGGAAAAUAUUUACAUGUGUAUAUGCCUUUCGGUUGCAAAGUUAAGGCGUGAACCUAGACAUAACAGAAAUACGGAACUGACGCUUGGACAAUGCUCAGCUCCUUAGGUAUUGUUAACCGAUACGACAAAACCUUAGAUUAAAUAUACGUAUACCGUUUACAUAUACGACAAAACCUUAAGUCGCAAUUUACAAAUAAAAUAUUGUGAUUUAUUACAAAUUGACUUCCAUAAUUGAGCUCGUAAUUUUAGGUUUUGUUUAAGAAGAAAAAACUUUAUUGAAGUUAUUUGUGUUAUAUUUGUUAAAUUAACAACAUACCGGAAUUGUUUUUAGAAUGUACAUACAUAUAUAAAAGAAAGUAAAAUUUAUAUGAAUCCUCUAAAAAGCCAAUAAAGCUAUGAUGUAACAUUUUUACGUUUUGCCAAAACCAUUCUUUAAUAAAAAGUCAUAUAUGCAUGUAUGUAUACAUUAUAUUUUUUUUUAAAUACCAAGCGAACUUUUACAAUAAAGAAAGUACAUAAUAGCAAAAAAACAGUUGCUGAU